AUGUUCGGAAAAGCUACUAUCACCUCCGCUUUCCUCGCCGCCGUCGUAGCAGGACUGCCAACGGCCGAGAGCAACGACGUUUAUGCCAGGGCUGCUGAUCGCUACACUUUUUACCAAGGCGACGGUUCAACUGGAGCCGGCUGGCCAUCCCAGAAUGCUUGGGGCUCUUGGGACGAACUCUGGAACGCCAACCUGCCUCUUAUGCGACAGUCUUGCGGUUGGAAUGGCUGGGGGGCAGACAACUCUGGCGACGAAAUCAACUCCAUCAACUCUGCAAUCCAGCAACUUGCUAGCCAGACGGGCGUUGAUAGACGCUUUAUCCUCGCGAUUAUGAUGCAGGAAAGCAAGGGCUGCGUCCGUGUUCCUACCACUAACAAUGGUGUCACGAACCCUGGCUUGAUGCAAUCCCAUAAUGGCUCUGGCACUUGUGCAUGGACCAACCCUUGCCCUUCAUGGCAGGUUACUCAAAUGAUUAGCGACGGUACUGCUGGAACUUCAUCUGGAGCGGGCCUCCAGCAAUUGCUUGCCCAGGCUCAGGGUGCCAUUGGCGGUGGCAGUCGAUCUUUCUAUGCCGCUGCCCGCCUGUAUAACAGCGGAUCUGUCGACUAUAGCAACCUCAACAACGCAUUCACCAGCACUCGUUGCUAUGCUACUGAUGUUGCUAAUCGUCUUACUGGCUGGACUCUUGCUCCCAGCAGCUGCUGGUAA
Molecule: messenger RNA, 708 nt
Organism: Pochonia chlamydosporia 170
Lineage: Eukaryota; Fungi; Ascomycota; Sordariomycetes; Hypocreales; Clavicipitaceae
Product: glycoside hydrolase
Exons: 1
Coding region: 1-708 (235 amino acids)
Source: RefSeq, a predicted model, not a curated record